UUUGUGUCUACUCCACCCUAUUCAGACUACAUGGGAUACCAUCAUGUGCCAACUCUGGACACCCAUGGGCAGCCUGCGGGAACCUGGGGAUCUCACUACGGCCCACAGAGGGAGGACUGGAACGCUUAUGGCCCAGGACCUUCCAGCACGGUUGCUGCUGCACAGAUCAAUGGCUCGUCUCCUGGACAGGUCUCCUACAGUUGUGCUGAUUACAACUCCCUCCAUCCUGCUGGAUCUGGAGGGUUACCUCCU
Messenger RNA from Chaetura pelagica (chimney swift), 252 nucleotides. Its product is annotated as homeobox protein CDX-1-like. The annotation marks the transcript as partial. The record is from RefSeq and is a predicted model, not a curated record. Gene Ontology annotation, biological process: regulation of DNA-templated transcription; multicellular organism development. The transcript has a single exon. Gene Ontology annotation, cellular component: nucleus. NCBI's taxonomy places the organism in Eukaryota, Metazoa, Chordata, Aves, Apodiformes, Apodidae.